AGGCUGUGGACGAUGGAGGGACGAGAAAUGUUGGGUGCUUCCUGCUCCAUGCUCCAUGCUGGUCCGACGACGUUUGAAGGAGUUGACGGCUUCUCUCUUUUCGCCAGACCUGGCUCGGUGUGACAUCGAUGGGGGGACGAUCUCACACGUUGGCCGGGUGAAAGCAGCCAUGCUGGAGAUCUUGGAGGUGAUUGGGGAACUGGAGGAGGAGUGUUAUUUCCAGCCUGUUGCUCUUUCUGAUAAGAGUCAGAUGGAUACUCUCACGAGUGAAUGUAACGAUUUGUUCGAGAAGGGGUGCACUCAGGGAGUUUUACUUGUGAACAGCUGGGGCGGUGAGCUGCCAGCAAGUAUGGUGGCGGAUGGGCACUUUCUUCUCGAUCGACCGCCGUUAUCAUCUAAAGCGGAGUCCGCAUCUACACUGCCAAUGGAGGUGAGUGAUCCCCUCUGCACCAUGGAUUUUCUUGAUGACAUGACAUCAACAAUAGGGGCGGUAUCGCAAAUUAUCACUGUUAUACCAACUACAAUAUCUGCAACUGCGAUGAUUCCGCUCUGCACCAUGGGUAUUCUCGAUAACACAACAUCAACAACGGGAGCGGAAUCUCGGAUUAUCACCGCUAUAUCGACUACAACGUCUGCGAUGAUUGCUUCCAUUUGCAUCACGGAGAUAUCAAACGAAUCGGGGGUUUUUUCCAUUCAAAGGGUUGCUCCCGUGGGUAUCUCGAUGAUAUUUAAUGGAGUCGGAGUGCUUACCAAUCAAGCAUCUACAACAUCAUCUAAAGAAGCGUCGCCAACUGCCACGGGUAUUAUAAAGACAUCUGAUGGGCUGGGUGAGCUUCUCGAUACACCAAAAACGCACCCUCGAUACACCAAAAACGACGCAGGCUCUGGUCGACAACAAGAAGACAUCUGACGGGCCUGCUCAGCUUUUCAAUUUUCAAUCAACGACUCAAGCUCCC
Molecule: messenger RNA, 956 nt
Organism: Chara braunii
Lineage: Eukaryota; Viridiplantae; Streptophyta; Charophyceae; Charales; Characeae
Source: the annotation of a GenBank genome assembly